Aspergillus mulundensis is the source of this 723-nucleotide messenger RNA. RefSeq names its product methylthioribulose 1-phosphate dehydratase MDE1 (gene mde1). The transcript has 3 exons. Gene Ontology annotation, molecular function: methylthioribulose 1-phosphate dehydratase activity; metal ion binding. Lineage: Eukaryota; Fungi; Ascomycota; Eurotiomycetes; Eurotiales; Aspergillaceae. Gene Ontology annotation, cellular component: cytoplasm. The coding region runs from base 1 to 723 and encodes 240 amino acids. The record is from RefSeq and is a predicted model, not a curated record.
AUGUGUCAAGACAUCCAGCAUCAGAACAAUGACCAUCUGGUCCAGUCCAACGAUCCAGAGCACCCGUCCAACCUCAUCCCUGAGCUUUGCCGAAAGUUCUACAACUGGGGCUGGGUUACUGGUACUGGCGGUGGUACCUCAAUUCGCCAUGGAGAGCACGUCUUCAUUGCCCCUUCUGGUGUUCAAAAGGAGUUGAUGCAACCUCACAACAUCUUCGUCCUGCAGUACCCCACCCCCAAGUAUCCUCCCUCUGAGCGCAAGUACAUCCGCAAGCCUCUCGAUCUGAAGCCCUCCGCCUGCACCCCGCUGUUCCUAGCUGCAUUUGAGCGCGGCGCGGGCUGCUGCAUUCACACACACUCCCAAUGGGCGGUCCUGGUAACCCUCCUGGUUGAGCGUGAGAAGGGCCCCGAAGGCUGCUUUGAAAUCAGCAACAUCGAGCAGAUCAAGGGUAUCCCCAAGGGCCCGGGUAAGGGCAUGCUAGGGUUCUUCGACACUCUCAAGAUUCCGAUCAUCGAAAACACUGCCUUUGAGGAGGAUCUUACCGAAAGCUUGGAGAAGGCUAUGGAUGCCUAUCCGGACACCUACGCUGUGCUCGUCAGGAGACACGGAAUCUACGUCUGGGGCGACAAUGUCGCAAAGGCAAAGACCCAAUGCGAGAGUCUGGACUACUUAUUCCAGCUGGCUGUUGAGAUGCACAAGCUUGGUAUCCCAUGGGUCAAAUAA